Prunus dulcis (almond) is the source of this 1354-nucleotide messenger RNA. Its product is annotated as transcription repressor OFP7. Gene Ontology annotation, biological process: negative regulation of DNA-templated transcription. The record is from RefSeq and is a predicted model, not a curated record. The coding region runs from base 166 to 1215 and encodes 349 amino acids. Lineage: Eukaryota; Viridiplantae; Streptophyta; Magnoliopsida; Rosales; Rosaceae. The transcript has a single exon.
AGAGAGAAGUGGUGCACACAACUUUCUAUUUAAGCCCCACCACUUCUCAUACACAAACAGUUUGCAUGUCAAUUUUAUCACACUGCUACUUCCUGCUUCCUGCCAAGUUAGUCUCCCAUACAUACAUACACAGAGAGCUUGUUUCUUAAGAAACGUCCAUCCUUCAUGGCGAAACGUUUCAAGUUCCGAAUCUCCCGAGUGAUCCCCUCCUUCCAAUCUUGCCGUUCAAAAGACCCCUCCACUCUCCCCUCAAAUCCUGUCCCUUCAUUUCUCUCCCGACCACCCCCCUUAGUCAACCACGUGAACUUCCCAGCCACCACCCCACUACCACCACCUCUACCGUCCAAAAUCCAUCACCACUCCUCCAUCAAACGCCACGUGUUAUUCUGUGGCAUCAGAUCCAGACCAACACUCUCCGACGACGACCGCACCAGAUCGCCGCCCGACCAUCAUCAUAAGUUCGAGUGGGAAAGAGAGGACAAGUGGCACGUGGUCGCCAAGGUCUACGACAUUAACCCACGCAACAAAAUCUACACUUCCUCCGCCUCCGCCUCCUCCGACGUAGACGACACCGUUUCGCCUCCUCCCUCCUCCGUCUCGGAGCAGAACAAGAAAACGAAUCAAAAACGACGAGUCAAAAACAAAAAGAAGAAAACAACGACAAGUCGCAUCAGGAUCAGCACGUCCUCCUUCGAAACCGGAAUUUUCAGCAGCGAAGGCGGCGGCGGCUUGGACGAAGAAGAAACCGAAACCCUCGUCUCCACCAGAUCUUCCAGAAGCUUCUCCACCGACUCAUCCCCGCCACUUCCUCGCCGGAAAAAGAAAAAGAAGCGUGGCAGCAGCGCCGCGAAACGCAGCGUCUCGAGAAGGUCAUCGGCGGAGAUGGAAACGGCGGCGCCGGCUAGGCUGUCGGUGUUUCAGAGGCUGAUACCGUGCACGGUGGAGGGGAAGGUGAGGGAGAGUUUCGCGGUGGUGAAGAAGUCGGAGGAUCCGUACGAGGACUUCAAGAGGUCGAUGAUGGAGAUGAUUUUGGAGAAGCAGAUGUUCGACGACAGAGAGUUGGAGCAGUUGCUCCAUUGUUUCUUGUCUCUGAACUCGAGGGAGCACCAUGGGGUCAUCGUUGAAGCUUUCGCCGAGAUUUGGGAGGCUCUGUUCUGUUGCGCUACUGGUAGUGCAAGAUCAUCAUCUGGAGCAAGAGUUUCUAGAGCUCUUUAAAACCUAGCUAGCUAGCUCUCAAACGAAUGAAAAUAAAACACGAACUAGAUGAUCACUUUAAUUAUUUUUCAGUUUGAGGGUUUUUAUGUAAUAUAUGUGUUGCAAGAGAUCAUAUGAAAUAGUAUGGGUUAGUUUUAAA